ACGACAAGUUUGAUUAGUUAAUGACAUUCGAACCAGACCUUAUCUUCGCAAACUCAAACCUCUCCUCCUUGCCGGCGACGCUUCUCUACUGAUAAAUCAUCAGCAUCAUCUCAAUUUUCUUUAUCUUUGCCCUCUCCGUCAAUGUCGAUUCCCUUGCCCCUCACUUCUUACUCGCCAAUCUCAACUUCUUCUUCUUCUAUUUCCCGAACCUCUUUCGUCCCUCUCGCCCCUCGCCAUCGUAAUCUCUUCUCCGAUCAGAAUGUAACUAGGCGUGUGCUUAUCAGCUGCUCUUCUUCUUCUUCCUCGAACAAUGGCUCAACUCCAGAACCCAAGAAUAAUGGAAGUGGGUUAAACGGCCAGUCAUCGUUUCCUGGAAUGCCUUCGUUCGAUGGAGCAUCUAACCCACCGCUUAAAUGGAGAAGGGUUUUGCUUAAAGUCAGUGGUGAAGCUCUUGCUGGAGACGAGCAACAGAAUAUUGACCCAAAGGUUACUAUGUCCAUUGCGAGAGAAGUUGCAGCUGUGACUCGGCUUGGCAUUGAGGUUGCGAUCGUUGUUGGAGGAGGAAACAUCUUUCGUGGAUCCACCUGGGCUGGCUGCAGUGGCCUUGAUCGCUCCUCUGCUGAUUAUAUCGGGAUGAUGGCAACUGUGAUGAAUGCAAUAUUCCUUCAAGCGACAAUGGAGAGCAUCGGCAUCCCAACACGUGUCCAAACCGCUUUCCGAAUGUCGGAAGUUGCAGAGCCUUACAUUAGAAGACGAGCAAUUAGACAUCUAGAGAAAGGCAGGGUUGUUAUAUUCGCAGCCGGGACAGGCAAUCCAUUCUUCACAACUGAUACUGCAGCGGCUCUUCGUUGUGCUGAGAUUAACGCAGAAGUAGUACUAAAAGCAACGAACGUUGAUGGAGUCUUUGACGAUGAUCCUAAAAGAAACCCAAACGCUCGCCUCCACGAAUCACUAACGUACCAAGAAGUAACCUCAAAGGAUCUCUCUGUGAUGGAUAUGACUGCUAUCACUUUAUGCCAAGAAAACAACAUCCCAGUUGUGGUUUUCAAUCUGUCUGAGCCUGGAAACAUUGCGAAAGCAAUCAAAGGAGAAAGAGUUGGCACAUUGAUUGGAGGAACUUGGAACUCUAUUGUUACUGCCACAUGAAGAAUCUUCUUCCUUAAUAUGGUAACUUAGGUCAGGAGAAUCUUACAACUCCUAUAUAUAUAUAGCUUGCAGAAACCUCUUUACUUCCUAGGAACGUUAUCUGUCUGAAAAGUUUUGGAAGUUAAAUGAGAUGUUAUAUAAUAUAUAGUUUACAUUACAAAUACACAAAACUCAUUUAAAACCCCUUUGGACUAA
Molecule: messenger RNA, 1341 nt
Organism: Brassica rapa (field mustard)
Lineage: Eukaryota; Viridiplantae; Streptophyta; Magnoliopsida; Brassicales; Brassicaceae
Product: uridylate kinase
Biological process (GO): UDP biosynthetic process
Cellular component (GO): cytoplasm
Molecular function (GO): UMP kinase activity
Source: RefSeq, a predicted model, not a curated record